AUGGGAAACUUUGAAAGCACAUGCUUAACAAGAGAAAAUCAAAUUAAGAUUUAAGACAAUAAAGAUAGGCCUUCUUAAUUCUAACGAUAACAUGCUACAGAAAAAAUAAGAAAUUCUUUUCUCCAUCCAAUCUCAAUAUAAGUAAUGCAAUACUAUUCUAAAAUGUAUGAUAAAAAAUUUGAUCCUUUUUCUACUACUAUCACACAUCAAAUUAUUAAAUUAUCUAAGCAUAACCAUUGUUUAGAUUUGAGUUUAUGUAGAUAUCUAUUAGUUAGUCAAUAAUAUAAUUUUGAGAAAAUCAAUUAAUUAAUUAAAGAAAAUACAGAAUUCAGAUAAAGUAUAAGAUCAAUAGAGUAUGAACCAUUAAGGUAAGCUAUAUAAAUAAUUGGGAUUGAUUUUAAUAAAGGUUUAGUAUUAUGUGUAAAAUUGGAUAAAAUAAACACAGAGUAUGUUUAAUAAUACUUCUUAUAUUUUUUGGAGUAUUUAUUUUAUGAAAUUGCUAUAAAUAACAAAUUAAAUAAUCAUAUAAUUAUUGUUUAUGACUUAUAAUAAGAAUCAGCAAACCCAAUUUUUCUAAAUUUUAUUGCCAACUUAACAUACAAACAUUAUUUUUUAAAUGUAAGAAAACUCAUUUUAAUAAACAUAAGUUUGGAAAAAAUCUCUUCUGAAGUUAUAGGUAUGUUAAGCUAAGGUUCGUACUCCUACUUAAUUUUACCCUUAUCUGAUAUAUCAUAUCUGUAAAGACAUGUGAAGAAAUCAGAACUAUCGAAAGACUAUGGAGGUAUGUUUCAAAAGCAAAGAAAUCCUAUUCCACUUAAUUAUAACUAAGCUGUUAAUUAUAAACUAUGA
Paramecium pentaurelia is the source of this 849-nucleotide messenger RNA. The record is from the annotation of a GenBank genome assembly. NCBI's taxonomy places the organism in Eukaryota, Ciliophora, Oligohymenophorea, Peniculida, Parameciidae.